This is a messenger RNA of Osmerus eperlanus (European smelt), 2814 nucleotides long. Its product is annotated as voltage-gated purine nucleotide uniporter SLC17A9-like. Gene Ontology annotation, cellular component: membrane. Lineage: Eukaryota; Metazoa; Chordata; Actinopteri; Osmeriformes; Osmeridae. The record is from RefSeq and is a predicted model, not a curated record. Gene Ontology annotation, biological process: transmembrane transport. The transcript is spliced from 12 exons. Gene Ontology annotation, molecular function: transmembrane transporter activity. The coding region runs from base 143 to 1228 and encodes 361 amino acids.
UCUCUCCUGUACUGUUCUAGGAUGACACUGCCUAUCUGUGCUGUUACAAUGGCAACCCAGUUUCAGUGGAGUAAGACAGAGUCAGGGAUGGCGUUGGCUAGUUUUUUCUGGGGUUAUUGCUUCACACAGAUUCUGGGAGGACAUGCCAGUGACAGUUGUCUCCUUCACCAGAAUUGGAGGAGAGAGUGUCCUGCUGCUUUCCACAACUGUCUGGGCUAUCAUCACAGCCGUCACCCCUUUAUUGACUAAAUUUGACUGGAACCCCCUUGCUUCCAUGAUGAUAGCCAGGUUCCUCAUGGGGUUAUCACAGGGCGUACACUACCCAUCUUUGGCCAGCCUUUGCUCUCAACGCGUUGUUGAAGGGAAGAAAGGCUUACUGAUGAGUACAAUGGGCAGUGGUUCUUAUCUAGGAACAAUGAUGUCUGGAAGCCUGGGAUCCCUGAUGUUGGAACACUAUGGCUGGGAAAGUGUUUUCUAUGGCACUGGUCUACUAGCUGGACUGUGGUCUUUAGCUGUGUGGAGGUAUUUACUUAAAGGAGAGGUUAUUUCAGUGCUGGGACUGUCGAAUCAUGCUAGUUCCAGUUCGAGUCUCUCAAACCUACGGUGGCUAAGCCUGCUCAAACAGCCAUCUGUGUGUGCCAUGGUUACCACUCAUAUGUGCUACUGCAGUGCUUUUUACACACUUAUAUCAUGGUUACCGACCUACUUCAAAGAUACGUUUCCUCACGCCAAGGGAUGGGUGUAUAAUGUCAUUCCAUGGUUUGUUUCCAUUCCAUCUGCACAAUUUGGAGGCUGGCUUUCAGACUUUCUUAUAAUGCAAGGAUAUGGCACAGCAGCUGUUAGGAAAAUGAUGCAGUUCAUUUCCAUGGGAGUGUCCAGUGUGUUCAUCCUGAUCCUCUGCAUACCAGUCAAAUUUCCCUCUGCUGUCACCCUUAUUUCUGUUGCUAUGGGCUUGGCAACUUUUAACAGCAGUGGAGUAGUAGUGAAUGUUCAAGACCUUGCCCCAUCAUGUGCUGGAGCUCUAUUUGGAUUUAUGAAUAUGUGUGGGGCAUUCACAGGACUGAUUCUGGUCUAUUUAUCUGGCUACUUGAUUGAGGUCACCACAUCCUGGGUGCCAGUGUUCUCAAUCAUCACACUGGUGAAUGUUGUGGGCAUAGCGGUUUUCCUCAUGUUUGGAGAUGCCCAGCGUGUGGACUUGGAAAAAACUAGAAGGAUCACACAUAUCUGACCUACUAAAAGUGUAUUUACAUUAUCUUCCAACUAUUUAUUGUGAUUGCUAUGUGAUAACUAUGUGAUUUUAGUUUGUGUUUUUUUACUAGGGUUUAAUUUAAAAAAAAUCAUAUUCACAAUAGCAGCUUCAUACAGACAGAGAUAGUGAUUAAAAUAAGAUGGAGGACAGAACAAAACACACAAAUGACACAGGCGACAGUAAACAAACAUUAGGCAAGUACAACACCAACAGACUGUGGACACUGUGCACCAUAAGAAAAACACAAACAUGAGGAGAGAACCCACAACACAUGCUGUAUAACAGACCACACUUUACUGUAGCAACACAACAUGGCUCCAAUGUGCAGGGAAAGACAAUAUGAUGACUAAAAUUACUGUAUGUGGAUUUAUUUAGUGCAUUGUAGGCCGACAGCCUGUGUCUUUUUUUGGAAAUAGGGAAUUAAAAAUAGCCUAUGUAAAGUUAUGAACAAUUCACCUUUCAAUGGUACUCAAAACAGGUGAUCAGCAAGUUAUUAUAUUGUUUUCAUGUGUAAAAAAUACAAUAAACUACAAAAGUUGUUUGUAAAGCAUUUACAAGAUAUGUGCAAACUGUUCACUCAUCAAAGCAAAGGAUGUUUGCAUGUGUUUAGUUUGCAUAUUUUAGUGGCUAGCCAAGGUUUUUGUGUCCAAACAGAGGUUGUAGACCUACAGACAAAAUGUUUGUAGGCCUAAAUAUAAUUUCAUAUGAAGAUACAAAUCCAAAGAAAGAAAUCUGUGAAAAAUGCCUGAAAGAACAUCUUGAGAUCAAUAGAGUAAACUGAAUUAAAUACAAAUUAAAUGAAUAGCCUAAACGCUGAGUCCAGUUUUGUACUUGUGUGAAUGGAGGACAUACUCUAAAAUGACACGGCAGUAUAGUUUUAAACCUUUUGAAACUGUUUAUUUUUUUUUAAUACUUUCUUUCAGAUUACACAUACAGAACAGAAAUUACAAGGGGGGUGCAUGGGCAGGGCUGGAAAUGCAUUUCUGUGCAGGGCUGUUUGGCCUUGCCAGGAAAUGCACCCCCUGCUAACUUUGACUAGGAAAGUGCCAGAUGCCUGAAACCUACUGUUGUUACUCAUAGUAGUCCCCUCAAUAUACAGUAAGAAUCAUUUGAUUCUAGGAUAUACAGAUCAGAAAUUCAGGGGGGGGGGGGGGAUGCAUUUCAAGGCAGGCCUUGUUUUCAAUUUGAUGUAAAUGCAAUUCACCCCCUGCUAACUCUGUUAUAUUCCGACUACAGUUAUCAAAAUAUGUGACUUCUUGUUUCCAGGUUCAGAUCUUAACAAGACAGGUGAUCUUCUUCAGGUUAUACAUGGCAAGGCAAGAUAAGUCACCUGAGAUGGUUUGGUUGGUGUGUCAGCCAUGUUCAGCCAUGUAAUAGGGAGGUGAGGUCACAUAUUCUGACGACAGCCAUCAGGUCCAGAUGUGCAAAAAAGUUUGUAAGAAAAAGUUUCCAAACUUUUUUCGAAAAUAUUUUUUAUGCAUAUGCUAUAUUUUUCUCCUGAAUGAUCUUCAGAUGUAAGCUAUUGGUUUUAUGACCUGUGAGUUCCAGAUAAAAUAUCACGAAAA